Molecule: messenger RNA, 1790 nt
Organism: Centropristis striata (black sea bass)
Lineage: Eukaryota; Metazoa; Chordata; Actinopteri; Perciformes; Serranidae
Gene: znhit6
Product: zinc finger HIT-type containing 6
Exons: 10
Coding region: 21-1562 (513 amino acids)
Biological process (GO): snoRNA localization; maturation of LSU-rRNA from tricistronic rRNA transcript (SSU-rRNA, 5.8S rRNA, LSU-rRNA); box C/D snoRNP assembly
Cellular component (GO): nucleus; pre-snoRNP complex
Source: RefSeq, a predicted model, not a curated record
ACCAGGAGGCGCCACUGAGCAUGUUUCCUCACCGGAACUCAUCUCCACGUGUUUGCCACCGGCGGAAGAGUGUUUGUUUUGAUGCCGCCGGGUUGAGUCCAACGUGGGGCUGUACAUCUCCUGCCAUGAACUCUUUAAUUAUACCAACAAAAGACAUAACGUCAACUAUGGAAAACGAUGUGGAAUGCAGCCGUCAGGAGGAAGAGCUGAGAGGAACCAAGAGAAAGAUUUCUCUCUCCAACUGUGGUGUGUGUGGAUCCGAGGAGGCCAAGUACAGAUGUCCUGCCUGUCUUGCUCAUUCCUGCAGCCUGAUGUGUGUGAAGAAACACAAGGAGGAUUCAGGAUGCAGUGGAGUUCGAAAUAAAACGGCCUUUGUAACCCUCUCACAUUUUGAUGAAAUGACACUUCUCAAUGACUACCGGCUUCUGGAGGAUACAGGAAGAUUUGCUGAUGGCGCCAACAGAGAUAAACUUGUCCGGACUCCUCGUUCCACUUUAAAAGCAAAGAAGCUGGCAGCCCACGCCAGGAAGAUGAAUAUCACAUUGAGGUUCCUCCCCAUCACCUUCACUAAGAGCAAAGAAAACUCCACUGUCUUCACAAGAGAGCAACUGUUCCUGUGGCACGUGAAGCUCCUCUUUCCCCAGAGCAGCACAGAGUUCAGUCAGAGGAGGGUGUCCGACGGGCAGACCUUGGAGCAGAUCCUGACACCGUAUAUCCACCCUACAGAGUCGGACCCUGUGACACGUCAGAAGUUGAAGAUAUAUGUGCAAACUCCAUUUGAUGAUGUGAAAGUCUUCAUGAAAGCAGAAGGAAGAAAGGCUAACUCUGUGAGGUACCAUGCGUUGGACAUUCGCAAGACCCUAAAGGACAACCUGAGCUACAAAACACUGAUCGAGUAUCCUGUGCUGCAUGUUGUACUAAGAGAUCAUUGGAAGGAGUAUCCACUGAAAGGACCAGCUGAACCUGCAUCGACCUGCAAAAGUUUUGCAACAAAGAAGGAAGGGGUGGACCAAAAGGGAGAGGAUGUAUUCCAAGUUUCACCAUUCAAACAAGGAGCCUGCACCCCAGGGGGAACUAACAUCUGGACAGGAACCCCAGAGACCAGCUCCGAAACUGAACCCCCACGAGUGAAAAGAGCCAAAAGAGAAGCAAGAGAGGAAGAGAUAGAGGAGGGAGAGCUAAUAGACAGUAGUGAUGAAGAAAAAGAGGAGGAGAAAGGAAAUACUGAAGACAAUACCCCAUGUGUUAAGAGCUGUGAUGGUGCCAAAAGCCCCGCUAAUGAAAUGGAGGUGAUUAAAGACAAACCAGCAGUCCACAGUGUGGACGUUAAUGUUAAUGAUGGCGUUAAUGAAAAAGACAGUGACAGCAGCAGGGAUCAGUGUAUAAAUAAGGACAUCUCUGCUGCUCCUAAUGAUGACAUGACAAUUGAGCUGUCAGAGAAGAGUGCUGAGGUCAGCAUGACUAAGGAGGAUGCUGUGGAAGAGUCGCAGCCUGUUCAUACCCAUCACUGUCACGAUGAAAAUGAGUCAGCGAAGGCUGCUGACAGCUGUGGACUGGAAUGAUAAUACCCAGAUGUUCUGGGUGAAAUGAGUGAUGAGGCAGACAUAUUUGACAGGAAGUCAUCAAUCCUUGUGUCAGUAUGAACUGUACCAGUGUUCUCAUUAUUAUAAUUUUAUUUUAAACAAGAAAAAUUGGUUAAUAUCAUUGUAUAAGCAUGGAAUCAAUUCAGUGUUAAUGUUUAUAAUUUAGGUUUAGCUAUGCUUUAUUAAAUAAAGACGUUUUUUUUUUAA